Molecule: messenger RNA, 2186 nt
Organism: Phycodurus eques (leafy seadragon)
Lineage: Eukaryota; Metazoa; Chordata; Actinopteri; Syngnathiformes; Syngnathidae
Product: arginine and glutamate-rich protein 1-B
Exons: 4
Coding region: 222-1022 (266 amino acids)
Cellular component (GO): mitochondrion; nucleoplasm
Molecular function (GO): cadherin binding
Source: RefSeq, a predicted model, not a curated record
UCGUCAAAUCGCCAUCUUUGCUUGAUAAAGCUAGCAAGCUGCAAACAACAUCUUUCCGAAUGAUAAUUGUGUUCAAUCAGAAUUCUUAAAGGAGGCACGCCUGUUAAUUUUAAAUAAUAAUACCUUAAAAACGGCGUGUGGUACUCGAGCUUCAGAAACUCCCCACACAUAAGCCGUACGUUCAAUUAGUCGGGUAGCGCUCGACGAGUAGAGUGGUAAACAUGGGCCGCUCUCGAAGCCGAAGCUCAUCCCGCUCGAAACACUCCAAAAGCAGCAAGCACAGCAAGAAAAGGAGUCGGUCACGAUCCAGAGACAGGGAGAGGUCAAAGAAGCGCUCCAAGUCAAGAGACGCGAAGAGGAUCCGGCGCAGAGAUUCUCGUUCCCGUUCCCGGUCUGCUGUAACCUCAUCUCGCAGGGACAGAGCGCCAUCUCCCCCAGAGCGCAUCGACAUUUUCGGAAGGACACUGAGCAAGCGGAAUGCAUUAGACGAGAAGCAGAGGAAGGAGGAGGAGGAAAGGAAAGCUGAAAUGGAACGGCAAAGAAAAAUUCGCCAGCAGGAGAUUGAGGAAAAGCUUAUUGAAGAGGAGACGGCGCGGCGAGUGGAGGAGCUGGUGGCCAAGCGGGUGGAAGAGGAGCUGGAGAAACGUAAGGACGAGAUUGAGCGGGAGGUGUUGCGUCGCGUUGAGGAGGCAAAGCGCAUCAUGGAGCGACAGCUGCUGGAGGAGCUGGAAAGACAGCGACAUGCUGAAUUGGCAGCACAGAAAGCCAGAGAGGAGGAAGAAAAAUCUAAGCGGGAGGAGCUUGAAAAAAUCUUGGAGGAGAAUAACCGUAAGAUUGCGGAGGCCCAGGCAAAGCUGGCUGAAGAUCAGUUGCGCAUUGUGGAGGAACAGAGAAAAAUUCACGAGGAGCGCAUGAAACUGGAGCAGGACCGACAGAAGCAGCAGAAGGAGGAGCAGAAAAUCAUCCUUGGCAAGGGCAAGUCCAGACCGAAGCUCUCCUUUUCCCUCAAGGCCACAGAAUGAAGGAGUUGGUCCCCUUCAUCCCCAUCCAGCUCUGCUCCUCAUCAACCCCAGUCCUCCUAUGCCAGCUGCUCGCUUCAUUUUGGAAGUGCUGAACGAAGGAAAAAAGUGGUGCAACCUAGUGUUUAAACUUGCAACCCAUCGGAAGGUGCAAAUCUUCCCACCUGGCACGAAAGAGCAGCCAAACCUAGAUGGACCUGACUACUCACUCCAUUCUUUUCUUUCCCGCUACACAAAAAAAAAAAAACUCAAGUUUUGUGCUUUUGCCAUUUUUAUUUCAGUUUUUUUUUUUUUUUAGGGAUUGUGAACUUUUGAUGUAGAAUGCUAUAACAUGACCCCUACCCUAUAAGUCUUAACUCGGUGUCAUGAGUAACUGCACACGAGUGCUCCUCUCCCGUAUACAUAGGCAGAUAGGGUCCAAUGUGACUCCCUGAUGAAGAGGAAUACUUGUGACGUCUAGUACAGAUUACUGUCAAGUGUCACGUGCAGCUUGGGAGUUGACCUUUGGUUUUCUGUGCUUUUUUUUUUUUUUUUUUUUUUUACACAUUUUUUUAACUACUUUGGCAACAAAUCACAGCAAAGCCUUGAAAAGCAUAAUUUCUUUCUCUACAGUCCCUAUUUCGUCUCCCCGUAUACAUUUGGCUCAUUUGGUCUGGCUAGUUCACGCUGGUCUUGCUUACUUUGUUUUGUCGUACAUGACUGGAUCCUGGUUUGAGAGGAAAUCUGAAGCUCAUUUGGGAUUCAUUCAGUACCGCUCAAAUGAAGCCUUCCUCCCAAGCUGUCCGUGACCGAGCCUGUUUCCCCCGCCCGCUCUCAUACAUGUGUGAUCAGUGGAGAAUGAACUCUUCUUUAUGAUGUAACUUUGUGAAUCCUUGAUGUGACGCGCUGCCUCCCCCUCAAUAUUUAACAUUGUUUUAAAAAUGAUCCACUAAUGUGGAAAUGUCAAACUGUACAUCAUUUAUGUUCUUUAGCCCUGUUAUUGUCAAUUAACUUGGCAAGUUGCAUCCCUUGGUAAGUCUGGAAGGGCAAAGGAUGGCCAAAUUCAGGUAAGAUAUUGAUUGAGGUCAGCGAGGUGUGUGUGUGUCUGUCUCUGUGUGUAUGUGUGUGUGUGAGACGAGCUGACCUGAGGUGGGUAUACUGAUUUAUGUGGGUUUCAUGUUUUUUUUU